Messenger RNA from Photinus pyralis (common eastern firefly), 2056 nucleotides. It is a transcript of the gene Pink1, whose product is annotated as serine/threonine-protein kinase PINK1, mitochondrial. NCBI's taxonomy places the organism in Eukaryota, Metazoa, Arthropoda, Insecta, Coleoptera, Lampyridae. Gene Ontology annotation, biological process: regulation of apoptotic process; autophagy of mitochondrion; protein phosphorylation. The record is from RefSeq and is a predicted model, not a curated record. Gene Ontology annotation, cellular component: mitochondrion. Gene Ontology annotation, molecular function: ATP binding; protein serine/threonine kinase activity. The coding region runs from base 150 to 1874 and encodes 574 amino acids. The transcript is spliced from 9 exons.
CGCAGUACAGGGAGUCAGUGUGGAACACAUCUGCAAGUUGGGGGAAUUUUGCACCUGUCUGUUGGCAAUCCCAAUUGGAUCAGCUAAGGUAGGUUUUAUCGUUUUUGCAACCCCACGGGGGGUCUCGGCGGUACUAGUAAGAAGGGAAAAUGUCUAUUCGAGCAAUUAGCAGCCGACUGUUUCGGCAUGGUCAAACUGUUGUUCGGAACAUUUGUAGAGACUACAAUCAAAAUUCGAGAAAUAUUGGGGAUAAAAUCAAUGUAUCACAAGCGACAAGGGGUCAGCUAUCGAAUACUGCAGUUGUUCCUCGUAAUUUCGCAUUACGAAAUGUUGGUUUACAAUUUAGUAUUCACGCUCGGCGAAUUUUCGUUGAUAAUGUACUUAAUCGUGUUACAAGCACUUUGGCUUCUGAAUUAAGAAAGAAGGCAGCACGAGGAAUUUUGUUCGGCAAUUCUGCACCAUUUCUAGCUUUUGUUGGAGUAAGUUUGGCAUCGGGUACAGGUAUAAUCACCAAGGAAGAUGAACUCGAAGGAAUCUGUUGGGAGAUUCGAGAGGCGAUUUCGAAAUUCAAGUGGACCGUUGAUAAAACUGCAGAUAUUUACGAUACCAAAUUUGAAACCGAGUCCAUUACAGUUAACAACUUGGAUUUUGGCCAACCCAUUGCUAAAGGUGCAAAUGCGGUCGUGUACGAAGCAGGAUUAAAAUCAUCCCCAUUGGAAUGUGCACAAGGUGAUGCUGUUGGAAUCAAAUACCCACUGGCAGUUAAAAUGAUGUUUAAUUAUGAUAUACAAUCUAAUGCAAUGGCAAUUCUUCAAGCAAUGCAUAAGGAAACUCUUCCGGCACGGCAGUACACAAAUAAUAUAAGCGCCGUUAACAUGUGGGAAACUGAGUUGUUGAAUGCAAGAAUUCCUCUCCCCUUGCAUCCAAACAUAGUUACCAUGUUCUCUGUGUUUACUGAUUAUGUACCUGAUCUUGUAGGCAGCAGGGGCUUAUAUCCGGCUGCAUUACCAUCUCGUCUUUUUUCUGAAGGUGAAGGCAGGAAUAUGUCAUUAUUUUUAGUUAUGAAAAGAUACAACUGUACUUUACAAGAGCACUGCAAGGGAAACGAGAUCUCCCUGCGAAGUAAGAUAUUGCUUUUCACUCAAUUACUGGAAGGAAUUGUCCACCUAAAUUUGCACGGGGUAGCUCACCGAGAUCUGAAGUCCGACAAUCUCUUACUGGACACAUCUGAAGAAAGUGCCCCAAUUUUAGUCAUUACGGAUUUCGGUUGUUGCCUUGCUGAUCAAAAUUAUGGUCUAACGUUACCUUAUCCGGUCUACGAUAUUGAUAAAGGGGGGAACACCGCGUUAAUGGCACCGGAGAUUAUAACUCAAAAACCGGGAACGUUUUCAGUUUUGAAUUAUUCCAAGUCCGACUUGUGGACUGCUGGUACGAUUGCUUAUGAAAUAUUUGAUGGCAGUAAUCCGUUUUAUGGCAAACGAUUGAGGAGUAGCGAUUACCAGGAGCAUAAGUUGCCUGCAUUACCUGAUUGUGUGCCUCCAAUUGUGAAGAUGCUUGUGAAAAAUGUUCUGAAGCGCAAUCCCAGAAAGCGUUUAAAUCCGGAAGUGGCAGCAAAUGUUAUGCAGUUAUUUUUAUGGGCUCCAAGUGCUUGGUUAAAUAACAAGAAACUUCCAACAAGCUCAGAGAUUCUGCAGUGGCUGUUAUGUCUUACAACAAAGGUGUUAUGUGAGGGCAGGCUUUCCAAUUUACCAAGUGGACACAAUGGCAAAGGUGGUAGGCGUACUUAUCCUGAAUAUUUACUCAUUGCUAGCUUUUUGCGAAGAGCCAAGUUGUCCACAAUUCGAGCAUCGCUUAUGUUUAUUCAUAGUGAUUAGUCAUCUUAAGAUGUAUAUAUUCUUUCUAAAUGUUAAGUUGUGUGUUGGUUUUGUAAUUUACACGUCGUGAAGCAAGAUUCAUUUGCACUGUAGCUCAUUCUUUGGAAAAUAUGUAUCUAGCUAUCAUCAGAAGGGCAUGCAGAGAUAAUGCUUGAAUAAUGAAUUGUUAAUUUUAUGAAAUA